AUGUUGCAAGCAGCUGCUGAUACGGUAUCUCAGCAGACUGAAAAGGCUGAAGGUAUGAAAAGUGCGUACUUCGAAGCCAGUCAUUCCAAGGACAAAAAAGCGAGUUAUAGCCAGCAGAAGGACGAGUUUGAGGAAGUUGAGAUGAGGGAAGUGUCAUUCGAGCAGCAAGAUGAAAGUGAUCCAACGUCUGCGGAAAUUGAAGCUGCUAAUACAGGAUUUGAACAAAUGGAGGAGACUAAAGAUAUGGAAACUGACAAAGAUGUUGGAAAAGUGAAUUUGCUGGGUGAUGCUGAGCAACAAAAAAUAACGCAGCAGAUGUCGGAACAGCCACAGUUUCCGUCCGAUCCGGCGCAAAGUGUAAGCAGCUGGGAUCGCCCUAAAAUGACACGUGCAGCAUCUGAAGGUAAUUUAUCGAUUGUUAAAGAUAUCUGUGUUCUUUCCGUAGCCAACUUACGCAGAAAUCCAUAA
Gongylonema pulchrum is the source of this 468-nucleotide messenger RNA. The record is from the annotation of a GenBank genome assembly. Lineage: Eukaryota; Metazoa; Nematoda; Chromadorea; Rhabditida; Gongylonematidae.